Triticum dicoccoides is the source of this 5077-nucleotide messenger RNA. RefSeq names its product putative disease resistance protein RGA4. NCBI's taxonomy places the organism in Eukaryota, Viridiplantae, Streptophyta, Magnoliopsida, Poales, Poaceae. Bases 472 to 3864 code for a protein of 1130 amino acids. The record is from RefSeq and is a predicted model, not a curated record. The transcript is spliced from 11 exons. Gene Ontology annotation, molecular function: ADP binding.
UGUGCUGUCAGCUGUCUGUCUUCUCCACGGCCGGCGCUCCUCUGCUCUGCUCUCCACGUCCGGGAACGCAGCCGCCUCCGCUUCCCGCGGUCGACGCAACUCCGCUUCCCACUCGGGUCACCACGGCGACGGUGGCUCCCGCCCGGAUCUGAACCAGCCGCACCCUACCGGAUAACAGCAGCUAGCUAGGCGGCACCGGCAGGAAGGCAGGCCUCCGACGCACAGCAGCUGGUCAGAUCCCCCAUCCCCUCUCCGUGGCACAAUAGGAUCAAUGCCUGAGUUUGGUUGACCACACAGAGAAAUAAACUACGUGGUACCCAUCCCUGGCCUGCUGUGCUGUGCUGCAACUCAAUCCCCCAUUUGCAGCAGCUAGGUACUAGGCAGGAAGGAAGGCAGGCAGGCAGCACCCCAUCACCGGCGCGCUUGCGCUAACGUGUUGCACAAUCGUUCAUCCCUGCGUCCGGCCAGAGGAUGGCUGAGGCCGCCCUCGGCGCGGCACAAUGGGUGGUGGAGAAGGCGCUAGGCCCCGUGGCAGACGGCUUGCUGGGGGCUUGGUCAGCCAGCAGCAACCUUGGCCUCAACAUCGAGGACCUCAGGAUGGAACUGCUGCUCGUCAAGGCCACGCUCCAACAAGCUGCCCGCAAGGAGAUCUGGAUGGUUAAAACAACUGGCCAAUCAAUAGAACUGGAUGGUUUAAAUUCUGGAGAGUUUAGAAAGUUAUUUCUCACAUUUGUCUUUGGUGAUGAGCAAUGUCCAAGGGACAAACAUUUUCUGCUUGAGACCGGAGAUAAGAUAAUGGAAAAACUAAAGGGCUCCCCUCUUGCAGCAAAGACUGUUGGUAGAUUGCUAAGUAAAGACCAUAGUUUGGGGCAUUGGAAAAGGGUCCUAAACAGUAAAGAAUGGGAAAAGCAAACCAAUGGUAUUAUGUCUGCCUUGAGGCUUAGCUAUGACUUUCUCCCUUUCCAUCUGCAGCAAUGUUUUUCCUAUUCUGCAUUGAUUCCUGAAGAUAUAUAUCUCAGAAGCUAUGAUCUCAUCAGCCUGUGGAUCGGACUAGAUAUUCUGAUACCUAGUGAUCAAAAUCAAACAUUUGAAGAUAUAGGUUUGAGCAAUUUAAAUGAGUUAGUCAAUUAUGGAUUUUUCAGGGAAGAUUCCGGUGGUCAGCGGUAUGUUAUGCAUGAUCUACUACACGAUUUGGCAUUGAAGGUUGCAUCGCAUGAUUGUCUUUGUUUACGUCCCCCUAAUGUUGGAUCAGUGGUAAUUCAGCCAACCACCCGUCACUUGUCUAUAAGCACACAUGACUUAGGCAAAUAUGAUGAAGUGUCAGGUGAAAAAUUAAGAAGUGAAUUGGAAGAACUGAAGACAAAAUUGAAGGUUGAACAUUUGCACACAUUGGUGUUAUUGGGUAAAAUGGAUGGAAGUUUUGCCAAGAUAUUUGGUGAUUUUUUUCUGGAAGCAAAUGCUCUUCGUGUUCUUUAUUUGUUUGACAUGAUGCAUCCCAUGGAGUUCAUGUUACAUCACUUUUCAAGACUUGUCCACCUACGAUUCCUAUGUCUGGGGACAUGUGACAGAGAGAUGCAUUUACCACUCAACAUCUCUAAAUUUUAUCAUUUAAGGGUUCUAGAUCUUGAGCCAUGGCGUGGGAGUUCUGAUUUGCCCAGAGACAUGAGCAAUCUUGCAAAACUGUGCCAUAUUCAUACCCGUGAUGGUGAGCUUCAUUCUGAUAUUUAUAAUGUGGGAAAACUUAAACUCUUAGAAGAGUUGAAGGUAUUUCGAGUCAAUAGAAAAAGUGAAGGAUUUGAAGCAAAGCAACUAGAGCAUUUAAGCAAGCUCAGGGAGCUUGGCAUCUACAACCUUGAGAAGAUAGAUACUGUAGAAGAAGCAGCUCAAGCAAAACUGAUGGAGAAAAAAUACUUGAAGAGGUUAUCAUUGAACUGGGAUAGUGAGCGGUCUACUGUUGAGGCUAGUGUUGAAGCAGCGGUUCUUGAGAGCCUUCAACCUCAUGGAGAUCUUCAAGUGUUGUGUAUUAGAGGGCACGGAGGUCUUUCUUCUCCAACAUGGCUGGCAGAGGAGUUCGCUGUUGAAGCUCUACAAUCUCUUUAUCUGAAUGGUGUUUCUUGGGAAGUUUUCCCUUCUUUAGGGAAGGCUUGGGAUCUUCGUGAGCUAAAAUUGAAGCAUAUUGCCAGACCGAAGGAUUUUAUCAUAGAGAGAAGCUUUUGCAGGCUAAUAAAUCUUACACUCAUUGGCCUAGGAAGUUUUGAAAAUUGGGUUUACACAGGUGAACAAGAGUCUUCCGUUGGUGGAGACUUGUUGCCACCGACUGCUCACAUGUUUCCUCUUUUGCAAGUUCUGAUUAUUAGAGAGUGCCCAAAACUCUUGGGGUUUCCUUCCCCAAACCACAUUGUUUCCCCAGAUUGGUUCCCCAAGCUACAAGAGCUUGAGGUAACCUGCUGUUCAGAGUUCUCGUCAGCGAUUCUCAUCUCCUGGAUUGAAGGUCUGCGUCAAGUCAUGAUGAAAAAUGUAAAGUUACUGAAGCAUUUUUGGUACUCAAAAUCAUCCAAUGGAGCACAAUUGGAGAUUAUUGGAGAGGCUGAUUUGCAUAGCAUAGACCAAGUGUUAGUUUUUGAUAAAGAAACAGGUCUAGAGACGCUGACACUGGACAAGUGCCCACCUCUGGAGUUGAAGCACCUUCUAAUGCUAACCUCGCUGAGGACAUUGAUUGUAAAAAAAUCAGUUGGUCUAGUUGGACCACUAGGAAGAGGUCAGAGUGAUGUGGAAUGGCAGCUCCAUGUUGAGUGUAUCAAGAUCGAUGGCUUAACUGGUAAUACUGGCGAGGAACUGACAGAGCUCCUUCCCCACCUCCCAAAGCUCUCCGAAUUGGAAAUAUGGAGGUGUAAAAACAUAAAAAGGCUGGUAGUGGGGGUGGAUGUGCAACAGACAACACAAGAAGCAUCAGAGAUAACCGCAGCAGCAGAGGAAGAGGAUGAUGGGGUGCUGCUCUUCCCCGCUCAUCUCCGUGACUCACUACGGGAAUUGGAUUUCACUUUGUGCCCAGAGCUGGUCCUGGUGGACCCGCCAACUCUUGUUCCUGGAGGAGGAUGGCUCCAAGCUUUGCAAUCCCUCCAGAGAUUAACAAUACAGGGGUCCCCAAAGCUUCUAUCCACCUUCUCCUUUUCCUGUGACAUUUUCCCUUCCUCCCUGAAGUUUCUGGAGCUUUCGGAUGUGAAAGGCAUGGUGACACUGGAGUCCCUCUCAAACCUCUCCUCUCUUGUCAGAUUAGAGUUGUGGAAUUGCGGAGAGGAUUUGAAAUAUCAGGGCUUUUGGUCUCUCCUUACCACCGGGGGCCAGCUCAAAAAAUUAAGAGUCCUGAAAAGCCCUAGAUUCUUUGCUGAUUGGGAUCCCAAUCCCAGACGGGCUUUGGAGGAUGCUGAGGGAGGUGAAGAGCAUCAGACACAGCUUGUUUCAUCCACACUGUGUGAGCUCUGCACGGAUGACAUAGCAGGAUUUCUUGCUGCACCCGUCUGCGGAUUCCUCUCUUCCUCCCUCACCAAGCUGAAACUUCAUUCGAGUUGGUCCACACAGCUAGAGCGCUUCAGCAAGGAGCAAGAGGACGCCCUUCAGCUCCUCUCCUCUCUCCAGCAACUUAAGUUUGAGAGUUUCAGGAAGCUUCAACAACUCCCUGCAGGGCUGCGUAACCUUACCAGCCUCAAGAGAUUAGCAGUCAAGUUCUGUCCAGCCAUCUCGUCAUUGCCCAACGAUGCCCUCUCGGAUUCACUGGAAAAGCUAGAUAUCUUCAGCUGCAGUGAGGAGCUGAAACAGCAGUGCAGGGGGUUAGAGGGAACCAUCCCAGAAAUCAAAAUAUGGUGAUCCAAGGAGAAUGCCUUGGAGUUCCCUUGUACAUUCUUCUAGCCUUGUAGAGCUCUUCCCUUCCCAUACAAACACAUUUGCUCCUUCCUGUGGCUUAAAUCUGGUGUUCGUUCAAUUUUGUGGGCUUGUUCAUAUUUUGCAUUUAAAAUUUGGGUCAUUGUCAUUCACCAGGACGUGGUAGUCUACUUCCCUAGUUCAGGUUUCACAAUCAAAAUAUCAGUACUAUGUUGAGACUUUGGGGUCAAGCUACUGAUGUUAAGGUGUUCUAGUGUUUGUUUGGUAGGCUUUGUAGCCACUUGUUUUUACAUUUUGUCCAAAACUCAUGAAGACUGACGGUGUACCUGGAGAGUUCAGAUUUAGAGAUCAGCGGAUCACAGGAAUUGCCUGCAUACCAUAGCACUGCACCCCUGGAGCCAAUUCAGAUCAUAGGGGUAGUGGCAGUCCAAAGGUAAAGCAAUUUGUUCUGAUCAAGUCCACAGUGAAUCAGGAUGUUGAUUAAUGCCUAACUAGUGAUUCACUUGCUGCUCAACUGUUUACAUCAUGUGAAACUUGCCUGACUAGUGACGGAACUGCUCACAGUGAUCUUGCUUGCAUGGAAGGAACAUUCGUUCCUGCAAGAAUCGACUGCCAAGGAGGGUGAUGGAUUAACUUGCAACCAGUCCACGGAGUAUCUGAAGCCAUGCUAAGGAAGAAGAAGCAGGAACACUGCCUAGGCUAGCAGAAACGUAGCCCUACAGCUAGGUCUAGGUGGUAUAUCUGAAAGCCCGUCAGCCUGGUGAUGUCACUCAGAAAUUGUUGCGAUGAGCACAUCAUUCACAUUCAUACCGUGUAUGCGAUGGAACCAGACUGCAUCGUCUGAAGAAAUCGAUGCUUGUCAUGCUGUUAACAACUGAAGAAAUUGACACCCAGCGCUCAUUUGGCGCCAAACUGGGCUCAUCGGCUCAUCAUCACCCGUCUGAUCAUCAUCCAACUGCAACUUACCGCUUCGCCCGGAGCUACGACACACCACCACCCUCAGUCAUCAUGCAUACAAAUAGCCCGGAGUUUUCGCUAUCUGAAUUACCUUUUCACUGUCUCCUUGUUCACAUGUUUUACUUUAGCGUUAUUAAAGUAAAGAAUACCUCUUACUGGUUGUAAUGGGUAUAAAACCAACCCUGAAUCUAUCUGAGAGCCGUGGAGCUCGUCUUCCUGUACUUGGGGUGUACUAAUUUCA